ACAGCCUGCGCCCGCGCAGCCUACUGCAAGAAGCAUUUACAUCAGUUGCUUUCAGACCAUCUCGAAGGGUUGACGUGUUUUGUGUCCCAUUUACGAAAAUCGAAUUCUUACUACGCGAUCGCGUGUGUAUAUUUUUUUUAGUUUGUGUCUCCACUUUUCCAGGAGCUGUAAAGGUCCCAAAUAAAAGAAUAGUCGUCAAAAAAUGCGGGAAAGCCUUUCAUGACAGCCGGAAGUGAACACGCGAGCGGAAGUAAGAUGGCGCUCUCCAACAACUCCAUCGCGAAGACAUACAACCGUCUAUUCGUGGAGUUAGCUGAUCCUCGGACCAAUGACUGGUUCCUCAUCAAAAGCCCCAUCCCGGGGCUCACCAUAAUCGGCCUAUACCUGUAUUUUACGCUGAAAUGGGGCCCGCGGUACAUGGCCGACAAGAAGCCCGUCCAGAUGCAGAAGACGCUGGUGGUUUACAACUUCAUACAAGUCCUCGUCAGCUGCUGGUUAUUUUACGAGGGCCUCGACGCCGGUUGGUUGAGGACUUACAGUUGGAAAUGUCAACCAGUCGAUUUUUCCAAGUCACCUGAAGCUAUGAGGGUAGCGCGGGGAGUCUACAUAUACUUUUUGGCGAAAAUGUCCGAACUGCUCGACACUGUAUUCUUCGUGAUAAGAAAGAAAGACCGUCAGAUAACGUUCCUACAUUUAUACCACCACACAGUGAUGCCCAUGAUAUCAUGGGGUGCGACAAAGUACUACCCCGGAGGUCAUGGGACUUUGAUAGGAGUCAUAAACUCCUUCGUACAUAUAAUUAUGUACACGUAUUACAUGUUGGCUGCCAUGGGACCUCAGUACCAAAGAUUCUUGUUCUGGAAAAAGUACAUCACUACUUUGCAAAUGCUCCAGUUCUGCAUCACUUUUCUACAUUCUUCUCAACUUCUCUUCUACGAGUGCGGCUACCCGCGCUGGUCCGUCGUGUUCACUCUUCCCAAUUCAAUCUUCUUCUACUACCUCUUCUAUGACUUCUAUUAUAAGGCGUAUGGAAAAUCUGACAAUAAGAGAAAACAUUCGAUUAAAGAUAAAAAUGCUAACGUUAGCAUACAAAACGGCAAAGCAAAUGGUUUCAUAAGUAUGGAGAAGAAAAUUGAAUAAAUUCACCCUGAAAACU
Messenger RNA from Maniola jurtina (meadow brown), 1156 nucleotides. It is a transcript of the gene sit, whose product is annotated as elongation of very long chain fatty acids protein-like. The record is from RefSeq and is a predicted model, not a curated record. Bases 220 to 1140 code for a protein of 306 amino acids. The transcript is spliced from 6 exons. Gene Ontology annotation, molecular function: fatty acid elongase activity. Gene Ontology annotation, cellular component: endoplasmic reticulum membrane. Gene Ontology annotation, biological process: fatty acid elongation, saturated fatty acid; sphingolipid biosynthetic process; very long-chain fatty acid biosynthetic process. Lineage: Eukaryota; Metazoa; Arthropoda; Insecta; Lepidoptera; Nymphalidae.